UUCCGGCGGAACAGAGCGGUGUUUUGGUCCUCUCGUGCUCAUGGCUGCUCACGGUAAAAACUUUAUCCGCGUGCGCCUCCACUUCGACUACCCGCCUCCGGCUGUUGCGGGAUGCCGCAUGUGCUGGCUGCUCGCGGACCUGAACACCUGCCGGGUGGUGGCGGACCUGGAGAGCCUGAUCCGGGAGAAGUUCGGGUUCAGCCGCAGCAGCGUCCUGCAGCUCUUCCUCCAGGACUGCUACCUGCCGCACACCGAGAGCGUUUGUGUUGUGCGCGAUGACGACAGCCUCAGGGUGAAGGUGGACUCUCUGGCUCAUCUUAAUGGCCACAGCAGCAGUCCGGAUGCAGCAAGUGAAAACGGCAAAAAGAGACAGAGACCCACAGAGGAGGAUUGUCCAGAAGAGAAGGCAGUGUGUGUGGAUCGGAAGAAAAAAAAGAGGAAAAAAAAGUGUGAGGAGAGCGUGGAGACCGAUACCAAGCAGGCUUCAGGAGAGGAGAAGAAUGGGAAGUUAGAAAUAAAACACAAGGACAAGAAGAAGAAGAAGAAGAAGAAAAAGAAGGCAGAGGAAACCCCCAAAGCAGCUGCUUCUCCCCCCAAAACCCCAGCUAGUGUAGAGAAGCCAGCUAAAAGCAGCAAGAAGCCCCUAGUGACAAAGCCAAAGAAGGUCUCCUCUUCAGACUCCAGCAGCAGCAGCGAAGACGAUGAAGCUGCCAAAAAACCAGCUGCCAAAAAACCAGCCGCCAUAAAACCCACACCCAAAACACCCACACUCAAAACACCCACACCCAAAACGCCCUCCUCCACUCCUACUGCUUCCAAGGCGCCUCCAACCACCAAACCCCCCCAGACUAAACCACGCCCUCCUCCUUCAUCCUCUUCCGAGUGCUCCUCCUCUGAUGAGGCCCCCGCUGUGAAAAGCCUGCCCAAAACAACUUAUUUAACCUCCACAGCCCCCAAAGGAGCAAUAAGUAAAGACUCCAAGCCACAGCAGGCCACCAACGGUGCACAGAAGCAGGUGGCGGCGCAAAAUCACCAUGACAACGCAGCGUCUUCUGACUCAGACAGUGAUGAUGAGAUCAAGCUGGUGAUCCGCCAGCCGGGGCAGCAGCCGGGCUUCGGUGGGGGUGGCAUGUCGCCAUGGAGAGGCCGCGGCAGGGGACACAUCGGGCGGGGGAGUCCUGUAGAGCAGAGCAGGGGACACAUCGGGCGGGGGAGUCCUGUAGAGCAGAGCAGGGGACACAUCGGGCGGGGGAGUCCUGUAGAGCAGAGUAGGGGACACAUCGGGCGGGGGAGUCCUUUGGAGCAGAGCAGGGGACACAUCGGGCGGGGGAGUCCUGUAGAGCAGAGCAGGGGACACAUCGGGCGGGGGAGUCCUGUAGAGCAGGGCAGGGGUGGAGGACGACCAGGGGGCUUCAGAGGGUCCAGUUACAACGGAGCCAGAGAGCCAUCCUGCCACACUGACACACUGACCAACCUGUCAGUGGUCCUCCAGAACGGAGCAAACGGAGCACAAGCUGCCCCCAAACGGGACUACAGCUCCUUGCCUCUGCUGGCCGCCCCCCCCCAGCCAGGGCAGAAGAUCGCCUUCAAGUUACUAGAGCUAACAGAGAACUACACACCGGAGGUAUCAGAGUAUAAGGAAGGAAAGCUUGUGAGCUUUGACCCAACCACCAAACAGAUCGAGCUGGAACUUCUUUAUACCUAUCAAGCUCCUGUAGAGCCGGGCAAGUUUGACCUUGUGUAUCAGAACGCAGACGGCUCUGAGAGCGUGGAGUACGCCGUGUCCAGAGGCUCUCAGGUGACAGAGCGCUGGGACUCCCUGCUGGAACCAAGGCUGAUCAUCUAAAAAUGGAUCAAGCUGUUUCUCUACUUAUUUUUUAUUUCAGGAUCCUUCAGCUUGACUUAAACUGGGGAGUCACUUCUGUGCAUUGUACAUGACGGCUAAGGAAUGUGAUAAAGGUUGAUUAUAUUCUCUUAGAUGUACUCCUCAAUAACUCAUUAUUUGCACAGAAAAGCUAGUGUAGGUGUAAGUAUUGAAAAGUGGAAUAUGUUUUGCAUUCAACCUGGGUAAGAUAUGAAGUAUUGUGUUUUAAUAUGUUGGUGGAACGAGUGACUUCCAGGACAGAGACAUAAUGGUUUUAUGUUUUGUACAGUAUUGUGUUGAUAUCAGUCUUGUAUAAACCGUUUUUCUAAUAAAAUCCUUGGUCUAUAG
This is a messenger RNA of Trematomus bernacchii (emerald rockcod), 2212 nucleotides long. RefSeq names its product coilin p80 (gene coil). The transcript is spliced from 7 exons. Gene Ontology annotation, molecular function: U2 snRNA binding; U1 snRNA binding. Gene Ontology annotation, cellular component: Cajal body. Lineage: Eukaryota; Metazoa; Chordata; Actinopteri; Perciformes; Nototheniidae. The record is from RefSeq and is a predicted model, not a curated record. Bases 41 to 1846 code for a protein of 601 amino acids. Gene Ontology annotation, biological process: spliceosomal snRNP assembly.